AUGCUCACCUCUGUCAUCACUGCCGUUCUGGCCCUGCCCCUCGUGGCUGCCGUGCCCUCCCCCCGCGCCGGCCACGCCGUCUCCGCUCGCAUCGCUGGCCGCGCCAUCGCCGAGGACGCUGUUGUGUCCCGCCGCGAUGCGUCCGUGCCGGCCGACUACUUCCUCCACGGCCUCGCCGGCAGCUUCUCGGGCAACGAGAAGCUGACCACCGUGACCAUCAUUCCUGGCGGCAACUCCAAGACCCAGGGCACCCUCGUCUCCGGUGCCACCUCGCAGGGCGUGAGCCUCACCCCCUCGGGCUCGGUCUCGCUCCUCGCCGGCACCCCGUUCGCCAACUACACCAUUCCCAACCUCGGUCCCGGCAUCACCCAGGUCUGCACUUUCGUGUUCCUGCAGUCGGGCUCGGCCGACAUUGACGUCCCCGUCGUCGACAACCGCCAGGACUUUGACCUCCAGAAGUUCACCCAGAAGGUGCACGUCUCGUGGUCCGACCUCCUUGCUACCACCUGCUUCUUCAUCAAGGACCUGAAGAUCAACACCAUCCCCAGCGGCUCGGCGACCGGCGGUCCCACCGGCACCGUUUCGCCUUCUGGUGGCGCCACCGCCACUGCCUCGCCUUCGCAGGCCCCCACUGGCGCCCCGUCCAAGCCCCCUACGGGCAGCCCUUCGUGGACCAUCAUCACCCGUUCGUCGACCAAGCGCCCCGCUCCCUCGUGCACGGUCUCGACCUCGACCACCACGUCGAGCACCAAGAGCCGCUCGUCGACUACUAACACCAAGACUACUCUUACCGAGUCCACCCUGCCUACCUCGGCGCCGGGUCAGUCGUCUGGUGCCCCCGGCCAGUCGACUACUGCUCCUGGUCAGUCGACUGGCGCUCCUGGUCAUCGACCGGCGCUCCUGUCGACCGGCGCUCCUGGUCAGUCGACCGGCGCUCCUGGUCAGUCGACCACCGCCCCCGGCCAGUCCACCGGUGCCCCCGGCCAGUCGACUACCGCCCCUGGCCAGUCGACCACCACCCCCUCGCAGGCCCCCACCGCCCCCUCGCAGGCCCCCACCACCGGUGCCUCGCAGAACCCCUCCUCGUACUCGACCAUCUCGCGCUCGACGACCAAGUCGUCCCCUUCGUCGUGCGCCGUCCCGACCUCCUCCACGUCGACCACGACCACCAGCCGCUCGACGACUUCUAACACCAAGACUACCCUCACUGACUCGGUGCUCCCUUCGUCUACCACCUCGGCCACCGCUUCGCCCACCGGCGCUGGUUCGACCUCGGCUUCGGGCUCGUCCUCUGCCACUGGUUCGUCGUCGGCCUCUGCUUCUGUCACUGGCUCGCCUUCCGCCUCCGCUUCCGUCACUGGCUCGUCCUCGGCUUCGGCUUCCGCCACUGGCGCCUCGUCGUCGGCUUCCUCCUCCGCCUCCGCCUCGUCCACGUCGUCGGCCUGCACUCCUACUGCCACUCCCAACCCCGCGUACCAGUCCACUGUCGCCUUCAACGGCAAGAACUUUGUCUCCAAGGGUCUUGUCGGUUUCGGCGCCAUCGACGGCAGCGCCAAGGACCAGUUCGGCGAGACGAUCGGCGGUAUCGGCUCGGCCAUCCGCCUCGACCACCUGACCAAGGUCGACUGCAACACGUACACUGGCCGUAUCAUUGUCCAGCCUGACCGUGGAUGGAACCGCCCCGAGACGCACGACUUUGUGGGCCGCAACCACUACGUCGACUUCACCCUCCGCCCCUACUACGACAACAAGACGCUCGAGUACCAGGCCGCCAAGUCGACCUUUGACCUCAAGUAUGUCUCGUCGAUCAAGUAUGUCGAGAAGGACGACACCCCCACUACCGGCCUCAACGCGCUCGCCUACCGCAACGGCUCGGUCCCCAUCCCUAUCGCCUCGGCCGCGUACAACCACAUCUCGCUCGACGCCGAGGGUCUCGUCCGCAACCCCGACGGCUCGUUCUGGGUGUCGGACGAGUACGGCCCCUAUGUGUACAAGUACUCUCCCGAGGGCAAGCUCAUCGACCUGAUUGAGCCCCCUCCCGCCUUCCUCCCCCGCCUCAACGGCUCGCUCUUCUUCGACGCCAACAACCAGAACGGCACCGUGCCCGACCAGGGCCGCGUCCCCAACCAGGGCUACGAGGGCCUCACCUCCAACCCGGACGGCACGCGCCUGUACAUCCUCCUCCAGUCGUCGCUCACCCAGGAUCAGGCGGACGACAAGGGCCGCUACACUCGUUUCCUCGAGUACGACACGACCACCUCGCCCCCUGCCCUGCUCCACGCGUACAUUGUCGAGCUCCCCGUCACCAACGGCAAGGCCAAGACGCUCUCGCAGUCCGAGUUCCACUACAUCUCGGACGACACGUUUGUUGUCCUCUCGCGCGACGGCAAGGGCGGUGGCGACACUGACGCCGUGGCCAAGAACAAGCGCUUCUACCUCUUCUCGACGUCGGCCGCCACCGACAUUGCCAAGACGACCUACACGACCGCCUACGUCCCCGUCGCCCCCAAGAACGUGCUCAACAAGGACGUGACCGCCGCCAAGGUCACCCCCUGGGUCGACAUCCUCGACGACGCCCAGCUCGCCCGCUUCGGCAUCCACAACGGCGACACGGACCCCACGUUCGACGUCUCGCUCCUCAACUCCAAGUGGGAGUCGAUCGCCUUCGCCAGCGUCCAGGACCCCGCCUUCCCCAACGACUACUUCCUCUUCUCCUUCUCCGACAACGACUUUGUCACCCAGAACGGCUUCCAGGCCGGCCAGCCUUACUCUGACCCCAACUCGUACACGCUCGACAACCAGGCCCUUGUCUGGCGCGUCACUGUGCCCUUCCCUCUCCAGGACGCUUAA
Vanrija pseudolonga is the source of this 2850-nucleotide messenger RNA. RefSeq lists its product as uncharacterized. The record is from RefSeq and is a predicted model, not a curated record. The coding region runs from base 1 to 2850 and encodes 949 amino acids. The transcript is spliced from 5 exons. NCBI's taxonomy places the organism in Eukaryota, Fungi, Basidiomycota, Tremellomycetes, Trichosporonales, Trichosporonaceae.